Molecule: messenger RNA, 928 nt
Organism: Diprion similis
Lineage: Eukaryota; Metazoa; Arthropoda; Insecta; Hymenoptera; Diprionidae
Gene: Obp10
Product: pheromone-binding protein-related protein 6-like
Exons: 6
Coding region: 260-709 (149 amino acids)
Molecular function (GO): odorant binding
Source: RefSeq, a predicted model, not a curated record
CGACGUUAGUCGCACCCUGCGCGACUGAGAGUACGGACCAAUCGACCGCCUAAAGGUAGUGAACUAAGUACGACACAAAUUGUGGAUCAUAACAAGUUCAAGACCCGAAUAUUUUCUUAGUGGCUAACUCGUUAUCAGUAACGGAAAACGAGGACGAUUGUGACAUCUCAAAUUUGUCAUUCUACGGUGAUACUCGAGUUUUUAAAAUUGUUUGAUUAUUUUAUAAUUUCAAUUUCGCUGACGUCAUACAAACUACAAGAUGAAGCAUUUAACGGUGGAAAUGGUGACGGUGGUUUUGCUUUCGGCAACGAUUACAGUUGAUGCAGGGACGCGGCCCGGCUUUGUCUCUGAUGACAUGAUAGCAAAGGCGUCUAGUGUCGUGAACGCUUGUCAAACACAGACAGGAGUGACUACCACUGACAUCGAAGCUGUGAGAAAUGGACAGUGGCUGGAAAGCAGGCCUUUAAUGUGUUACAUGUACUGCCUUUGGGAGCAGUUUGGCUUGGUGGAUGACAAACGAGAACUCAGCUUGAACGGAAUGCUAACUUUUUUCCAACGGAUGCCAGCGUAUCGGGCAGAAGUUCAAAGAGCUAUCCGCGAGUGCAAGAGGAUCGGUAAAUACUUUGCUGGCGGUGACAAUUGUCAGUAUGCCUACACGUUCAACAAAUGCUACGCGGAAAGAUCGCCAAGGACCUACUACCUUUUCUGAGAUGGCAUCGGUAAAUUGCAGAGACUGCGCAUGAGAUGAAGUUCGCCGAAUCCUGUUGAGAUUGAUGUUUUAAUAUACAGAUAAAAUUAUUAAAAACUUACGAUAAGAAUGUUGUAACAAGUUUGAAUCUAUUGAUAUAUUCGAUGUACCAAGUGGAACAUUUUUGAGGAAUUCAGUUGAGUUUCUUUUCUGUGUAAGGCCCCUCAGUAAUAUGCAUAA